UAACUUGCCUGUGGUUACACAUUUCCUUGCGUCUUGAUGAAACUGAUUGUGUUUGCAAAAUGCUAAAAAGCAUAUUAGGUCAUGUGUUCAUAUAUGUAUUAAACUCCCAGGUGGUACAUCAGAGGUAGAACAGAGCUGCUACAGCAGGAGGCCUUCAAUAGUUUGGAUCUAUUAAAAUGGGACUGAAUUUGUUGGAAGUUUGGAUGCCAGUUUUACUUCUAAUUUCCAUAGCUGCCUGCUCAAACAUUUGCACUUCCAGAGGAGUGAGAACCUGCAAAGAAUGUUUGUCGAUACAUCCGACCUGUGCCUGGUGCUCUCAGGAGAUCUUUGGAAAGGGAGGGUCGAGUUUGUCCCGUUGUGGUCGCAGAGAGGAUCUUCUUCAGUCUGGUUGUGGCGUGAAGUUUAUUGAGUUUCCAGUUAGCAGCAUGAGGAUACUAGAGAACGUACCCCUGAGUGAUAGGUCAGGGGGUUCAGAUGACAUCACUCAGAUCCAACCACAAAAAAUCCACCUGACCCUCAGGCCAGACGAUUCAAAGAAAUUCACCGUCAGUGUGAAGCAAGCAGCUGAUUACCCAGUGGACCUGUACUACCUGAUGGACAUGACCAAUACCAUGAGGGACGACCUGCAUAAGCUUCAAGCACCGGGCAAAGAUCUGGUCAGUGCUUUACGGGUCGUCACCAGUAAUCUGCGCAUGGGAUUUGGAGCUUUUGUAGACAAACAGCUCGCACCUUACAUGUUUACUUACCCUGAAGAAUUCAUCCAGAAUCCUUGUUAUAGGCAUGAUGAAUCCUGCCCACCUCAAUUCGGCUACCGUAAUGUACUGUCUCUGACGGAGCAGGUAGAGCGGUUCACGGAGGAAGUGAAGAAACAGAAAGUGUCCAGAAACAGAGAUAGGCCUGAGGGUGGAUUUGAUGCUAUCAUGCAAGCAGUAGUAUGCAAGGACAAAAUUGGAUGGAGGCCUGAUGCAUCUCAUUUGUUGAUCUUCACAAGUGAUAGCACAAGUCAUUUAGCUUUGGAUGCCAGGCUGGCUGGAAUCGUCCAGCCCCAUGAUGGAGAGUGCCACAUCAACAACAACAAUGAAUAUGAGAAGUCCACUAUACUGGACUAUCCUUCACUUGGUAUGAUCACUGACAAAUUAUCUGAGAAUAACAUCAACCUCAUCUUUGCUGUAACCAACAAUGUGGUGUCAUUAUAUCAUAACUACAGCGAGCUGAUUCCUACAGUAGGAUCUACAGUAGGAACGCUCUCCAGAGACUCUGGAAAUGUUGUGCAUCUCAUUCUGGAUGCAUAUGCGAAGAUCAGGUCUAAGGUUGAGCUGGAGGUGCUGGGUGUGCCGGAUGAGUUAUCUCUGUUUAUCAAUGCAACAUGCCUGGAUGCAGAUGUCCAGUCCUGUCCCGGACUCAAAAUCGGAGAUAUGGUUUCAUUUAGCAUCGAGGCAAAACUUCACAGCUGCCCCAAAGAGAAGAGCCGGACCUUCAAGGUGAAGCCAAUAGGCUUUAAAGACACCCUUCAGGUGACUGUGGACUUUGCUUGUGGAUGUGACUGCCAGCAGUCUUCCGUGCCCGCCAGCCCGUCCUGUCACCAUGGCAAUGGUACCCUGGAGUGUGGCAUGUGCCUGUGCAAUCCUGGCCGACUGGGGGCUCGAUGCGAGUGCUCUGAGGAUGAAUAUAAACCCACCCAACAAGACAGCUGUAGUCCCGACACAGCAGCGCUGGUGUGUAGUGGGCGCGGAGACUGUGUGUGCGGCCAGUGUGUCUGCCACUCGACUAAUUUUGGGAAAGUUUGGGGGCCGUACUGUGAAUGUGAUGACUUCAGCUGCCUAUAUUCCAAAGGACAAAUGUGUUCAGGCAAUGGCGAGUGCAUCUGUGGGACCUGUCACUGUAGCUCCGGGUGGUCCGGCGAGAGCUGUGACUGUUCGACCAACACAGACGCCUGCAUGGGAAGUGGAGGAAGGCUGUGUAGUGAUCGUGGCCACUGUCUGUGUGGCGUCUGUGAGUGCACACAGCCAGGAGCCUAUGGACCAACCUGUGAGAAGUGUCCCACCUGUCCAGAUGCCUGCUCCAUCAAAAAGGAGUGUGUGGAGUGUAAACAUUAUAAGAGAGGGGAUCUGUAUGAGAAGAACUGCAAUCACAUCUGCAGAGAUGAGAUUGAGCUGGUGGACAAGCUGGUCUUUCAUAAGAAAACCUGCAGCUACAAGGAUGAGGAUGACUGCAUUCAGAAUUUCCAGUAUUAUGAAGAUGCCAGUGGAAAAUCCUUCCUCUAUCUUGUUAAAGAACCAGAGUGUCCUAGGGGUCCUGAUGUCUUGGUGGUCACUCUUUCGGUUGCUGGUGCGAUCCUGCUGCUGGGACUGGCUGCGCUCCUGGUCUGGAAGCUUCUGAUCACUAUUCACGACCGUCAUGAAUUUGCCAAAUUUAAGGAGGAGAAAGCCAGAGCUAGAUGGGAAGCGGAUAAUAAUCCACUCUACGAAGGACCCACCAGCACCUUCCAAAAUGCAGCAUAUCGUGGCAGUUAAGAAAGACACCACUUUUCCUCUAUCAAGCACAACCACUGAUCAUCUCAGCCAAUCACAGCUGGGUUCACUCAGCAAUGGGACUAGAACUGUGGCGACUAAUGCAGAAUGUACCACAAUGUUUUUAGAAAUAUUAUUAGAUAAUUUGAACACACUACUGUUCAAAAGUUUGAGGUCAGUAUGAUUUUUUUUAAAGACAUGAGUACUAUACAGCAAUGAUGUGUUAAAAAUUGUUAUAAUGGUAAAGAAAUAAAAUGUUUACAAUUCAAGUAUAUGCUGUUCUUUUAACAUUUCUAUUAAUCAUAGAAAAUGUAAAAAAGCAAUCAUGGUUUCCACAAAAACAUUAAGCACCAGAAACAUUUCAACAUCAGAGUAAUAAGAAAUGAUUCUUGAGCAGCAAAUCAGCCUAUAAGAAUGAUUUCUGAAGCAUCAUGUGACACUGAAGACUGGA
Molecule: messenger RNA, 2961 nt
Organism: Carassius carassius (crucian carp)
Lineage: Eukaryota; Metazoa; Chordata; Actinopteri; Cypriniformes; Cyprinidae
Product: integrin beta-3-like
Exons: 15
Coding region: 177-2513 (778 amino acids)
Biological process (GO): cell-matrix adhesion; cell adhesion mediated by integrin; cell migration
Cellular component (GO): cell surface; focal adhesion; integrin complex
Molecular function (GO): fibronectin binding; integrin binding; fibrinogen binding
Source: RefSeq, a predicted model, not a curated record